Molecule: messenger RNA, 5413 nt
Organism: Orcinus orca (killer whale)
Lineage: Eukaryota; Metazoa; Chordata; Mammalia; Artiodactyla; Delphinidae
Product: zinc finger protein 256-like
Exons: 3
Coding region: 223-3219 (998 amino acids)
Biological process (GO): regulation of transcription by RNA polymerase II
Molecular function (GO): RNA polymerase II cis-regulatory region sequence-specific DNA binding; DNA-binding transcription factor activity, RNA polymerase II-specific
Source: RefSeq, a predicted model, not a curated record
UCGUGGCGGCCAUUUUUAUUGCUUUCGUAUCUGUUGUCGCUCCGGAACGCUGGGCCGGGACUUGGGUGACAGGGUUGAGAAGGUCCAAGAGGAGCCGCUGUCUCCGCUGCAUAGAGGCCGGUCUGAAGUUCAGCGACGCCGCCGGGGGUGUCCCGGGCCUGCCGUGCCCGCGUCCACCCGCCUCUCCCGCCGCUACCGGCCCUGCUCUGCCCCCAGACUCUGAUGGCGUUGGCAGCGACGGCGCUGAGGACCCCGCCUCAGACGUGCAGUGUGACCUUUGAGGACAUUGCUGUGUACUUCUCCUGGGAGGAAUGGAGGCUCCUUGAUGAGACUCAGAGACGCCUGUACCUCGAUGUGAUGCUGGAGAACUUUGCACUUAUAUCCUCACUGGGUUGCUGCUGUGGAGCAGAGGAUGCAGAGGCACCUUUUGAACAGAUCACUUCUCUAGGAGUGUCACAGGCUAGGACUCCCAAGGCAGAUUUGUCUUUCCAGAAGACACACCCCUGUGAGAUGUGUGGUCCAGUCUUGAGAAAUGUUUUCCACUUGGCUGAGUGCCGGGAAACACAACACAGCCAGAAACUUUUGAGGUGUGGAGCAUGUGCAAAACGAUUUUAUUUUAGUGCAAACUUUCAGCAGCACCAGGAGCAGUACAUGGAAAAGAAAACCCUCAGAAGCAGUGUGGAUGAGGCCUGGUUUGUGAAGAGCUGCAGAUUCCAUGUGUCACAGAAGCCAUUGUGUUGUGGGGAGUUUGAAAAGGACUUCCCAACCAUCGUGGGACAUCUACAGCAACAGGACACUCAUACUGUGGAGAAGCCAAACACAAUCAGCCAGUGUGGGUCAACUUCACAAGGCAGGAAAAGCCGUCACACCUGGGUAGAAUGCAAGAAAGCCCUCAGCCCCAAACACACACUUGUUCAGGACCAUGGUGUCCACAGUGGAAGACAGUGUUUUGUGUGCAGUGAAUGUGGGAAAGCAUACAAGUACAAAUCCUCAUUUGUUCUGCACCAGAGAAUCCACACUGGAAAAAAGCUUCAUGUAUGUGGUGAAUGUGGAAAAUCUUUUAGGCAAAGCUCAACCCUCUGUCAACAUCUAAGACUUCAUACUGGGGCAAGGCAGUACAAGUGCAGCAAAUGCGGGAAAUCCUUAAGCCACAAAUCUGUCCUCAUUUAUCCCCAUUCAUGGCACAGUGGAGAAAGCAGUUAUGUGUGCAGUGAAUGCUCAAAAUCUUUUAGCCAUAGCUCAGUGUUCUUUCCACAUAGGAGAUUUCAAAUUGGAGAAAGGCCUUAUAAGUGUACUGACUGUGUGAAAUCUUUUACUUCUAUGUCUGCACUCAGUUAUCAUCAGAGAUCUCACACAGGAGAACGACCUUAUGUGUGCAGUGAUUGUGGGAAAUCUUUUAUCUCUAGUUCUGACCUCCGUUACCAUCAGAGAGUUCAUUCUGGAGAAAGGCCUCAUGAGUGCAGUGAAUGUGGGAAAUCUUUUAUCACUCGUACUGCUCUCCGUUAUCAUCACAGAGUUCACACUGGAGAAAGACCUUAUGAGUGUAGUGAAUGUGGGAAGUCCUUUACCCGAAAAAACAACCUAAUUAUACACCUGAGAGUGCACUCAGGAGAAAGGCCUUAUGAGUGUAGUGAAUGUGGGAAAUCUUUUACCUUUAGCUCCAGCCUUCGUUAUCAUCACAGAGUACACACUGGAGAAAGACCUUAUGAGUGCAGUGAAUGUGGGAAAUCUUUUAACAAUAGGUGGACACUCAUUCGACACCGGAGAAUUCACACAGGAGAAAAGCCUUAUGUGUGCAAUAAAUGUGGGAAAUCUUUUUCUUGUAGCUCCACCCUCCAGUAUCAUGAACGAGGUCACCUUGGGGAAAGGCCUUAUGGGUGUGAUGAAUGUGGAAAGUCUUUUACCACUAGCUCUGCCCUCCGUUAUCAUCAGAGAAUUCACACAGGAGAAAGGCCUUAUGAGUGCAGUGAAUGUGGGAAAUCUUUUAUCUCUAGGUCUGACCUCCAAUAUCAUCAGAGAGUUCAUUCUGGAGAAAGGCCUUAUGAGUGUAGUGAAUGUGGGAAAUCCUUUAUCCGAAGGAAUAACCUCCUUUUACACCAGAGAGUUCACACAGGAGAACGGCCUUACAACUGUAGUGAAUGUGGGAAAUCUUUUAACAAUAGGUGGACACUCAUUCAACACCAGAGAGUUCACACAGGAGAAAAGCCUUAUGUGUGCAGUGAAUGUGGGAAAUCCUUUACCUCCAGCUCCACCCUCUGUUAUCAUCAGAGAGUUCAUGCAGGAAAAAGGCCUUAUGAAUGCAGCGAAUGUGGGAAAUCUUUUACCUCUAGUUCUACCCUCCGUUAUCAUCAGAGAGUUCACACAGGAGAAAGGCCUUAUGAAUGCAGUGAAUGUGGGAAAUCUUUUACUUUUAGUGCCAGUCUCCGUUAUCAUCACAGAGUGCACAGUGGAGAAAGGCCUUAUGAGUGCAGUGAAUGUGGGAAAUCCUUUAAGGAUAGAUCACAAUUCAAUAAACACCGGAGAGCUCACACUGGAGAAAGACCUUAUGAGUGUGGUGAAUGUGGGAAAUCUUUUAGCCAAAAAUCUUCCCUCUCAACACACCGGAAAAUUCAUAAUAGAGAACGGUCUUAUGAGUGUAGUGCAUGUGGGAAGUCUUUUACCUCUAUUUCUGGCCUUGGUUAUCAUCAGAGAGUUCACAGGGGAGAAAAGCCUUAUCAGUGUAGUGAGUGUGGGAAAUCUUUUACCAAUAGCUCCAUACUGAUUCGACACCAGAGAGUUCACACAGGAGAAAGACCUUAUGUGUGCAGUGAGUGUGGGAAAUCUUUUACUAGUAGUGCCACCCUCUCUUAUCAUCAGAGAGUUCAUGCAGGCAAAAGGCCUUAUGAGUGCAGCAAAUGUGGGAAAUCUUUUACUUCUAGUUCCACCCUUCGUUAUCAUCAGAGAGUUCACGCAGGAGAUAGGCCUUAUGAGUGCAGUGAGUGUGGGAAAUCCUUUAUCUCUAGCUCUAAACUCCGCUACCAUCAGAGAGUUCACACGGGAGAAAGGCCUUAUGUGUGCAGUGAGUGUGGGAAAUCCUUUAGGGAUAGUUCCCAAUUUAGUCAACACCAGAGAGGUCACACUGGAGAAAGGCCAUAUGAGUGUAGAGAAUGUGGGAAAUUUUUUAUGCGAAAAUCUACCCUUUCUCAACAUCAGAGAGUUCACACUAGAGAAAGGCCUUAGAUGUACUGGGGAUGUGCAGUUUUCUUGUUCAUUGUAAGGAUUCCAGAGGAAACUGAGGAGCCAUAUGUCUGAAUUAACUCUCAGACAUUUGAGCAUGCACAGUGGGGAGAUUUCCCCAUAAGUUUCAGUUAUGUGGGAAGCGUGGGACUAUGUUGCACUCUCUAACCUGUUCAGGGCUCUUCCCAGAUUUAUGUCACUUCCAUCUCUGGGGUCAAGGCCAUUUCACCUCCACCACCUGGUAGGUUCACACAGUGUGCAUCAGUCACCAACCCAGUGUGUUCAGGGAAGCUGACCUCUGUCCUGCAAUGUAUUGAUCAAGUUAGGAGUCACCUGAACAUUUAUGGCAUCAGCUUUCACUCCUCCCUGACUUAUCUUGGACAUGGACCUGGUCAGUAUUGGCCCAGAAGAUACCAAAAGUUCAGCUGGCAGCUAGCAGAGAAUGACAACACAGGGAUGUGUUGGUCUCACAUGAUAAUAGUAAAUUUUUCCAGCUUCCAAAUCAUGAACUGGGUAACUGCCUCCUGCAGAUUGCUUUGGCUUGUACAAUAAUCAAGGCCUUACAAGCUCUUUACACUCUCUUUAAUCUUGGAAGUUCUGUUUACUCUGCAGGUAGUUUAUACACAGGUUUUUACUGUGUAAGCAUAAAGGGGAGAACAACUUUUAGGGGUCUCAAAAUUUCUGUGUCUUAGGAGGGAUGGUAUGAUGGCAGACAGUAGCUUGCCAGUUUUGCCCAAAUUUGCAUUGCUGCCCACUGCCCCCUAGGAAAGACCGCAGGGAUUUCUGGUUUUCAUAUGAAGCUUGGAGGCUUUGUGUUUUAGGAGUCUCCAAGAUGUCCCUUAGAAGUGGCAGCUGUGAGAAUCUCAAGAGCUUUGAAAGCAGAAUGAAUUUUUUUUUUUUCGGUACGCAGGCCUCUCACUGUUGUGGCCUCUCCCAUUGUGGAGCACAGGCUCCAGACGUGCAGGCUCAGUGGCCAUGGCUCAUGGACCUAGCCGCUCUGCAGCAUGUGGGAUCUUCCCAGACCGGGGCAUGAACCCGCAUCCCCUGCAUCGGCAGGUGGACUCUCGACCACUGCGCCACCAGGGAAGCCCCAGAAUGAAUUUUUUCCCUUCCUCAAAGGAGAGGUCACAGGGCACUUCAGCACUGUUGAGAGAUUAUCUUCCCCAGGUCUACAGAGAGCCAUAUUCCCUGAUGGCCACAAUUUAUUGGCCUAGUGUCACUGGUUCUAAGACCAUUGGGUCCAGGGGAAACCAUAAUUGGUACAGAAACUGGUUUACUAGGGAGGGGAAGAGGCCGCAGCCUACUAGUGUGUCAAUGUAAAAAUGACUGUGGAGAAUCAGUUUGUACAUAAAUCUCAGUGCUUCCAGGUAUGUUUAUCUUGUAUAGCUGAAGUCAUCAGAGAAAAUAAAAAUAAUUGAAAGGUUUUGUGGAUUCCUUUAGCCUCUGUAAUAUUCACCUCAAGGCCAUUACUGCAUGGGCAGGAAGAAAGAGAAAAAAGGGGAUCUAGUCCACAGAUGUGGCUCUUGUGACCCAGACAGCAUUCCUGUUUGACUUCAGGUGGAAAUGUUCUUUAUUGCUCACCAUAUUUGCUGCCACUGAGGAAAGACUGCCGCCCCAACCCCCUGGGGCAUAAGGAUAGAAAUGAUGGAGUCAGUAUAAGGUUGCCAAACCUAUUUUCUGAAAGGACUGGGACAUAGAGAUCUUUAAAUCUUGAGCUAUGUUUUAAAGCUUUACUAAGGUAUAAUUUACAUGUGCUAAUACGAAUAUAUUUAAAGUGUACAAUUUGAUAAGUUUUGACAUAGGUGUGAACUUCAUAGUCCUAAUAGUGACCAUAUCUGUCAUGGUAUAUUUACCUCAUUCCUAUUAUAAUCUCCUUGCCUUUCUCACCUCUCCAAGUAACCAUUGAUUUACUUUCCUUACAGUAGAUACCUUGCAUUUUCUUGAAUUUAUAUUAUUGGAAUCAUUUGUUGUUUACCGUAUUUUUUUGUUUUCCUUUAUGUAUCAUAAUUACUUUGAGAUUCAUCAGUGGUAUAUAGUGCUUUUGGUUUUUGUUUUGUUUUUGGCUGAGUAAUAUUUUUCCAUAUGCGAUGGUUAGUUUAUCCAUUCUCUUUAUGGGCAUUUGGUUUGUUUCUAAAUUUUGACUUCUGAAAAUAAAGCUAGUAUAAAAAUUGUGUUCUUUAUAUGAAUAUAUGAAGAA